Messenger RNA from Nannizzia gypsea CBS 118893, 2106 nucleotides. RefSeq names its product cytoplasmic dynein 1 intermediate chain 2. The transcript is spliced from 3 exons. Gene Ontology annotation, cellular component: cytoplasmic dynein complex. Lineage: Eukaryota; Fungi; Ascomycota; Eurotiomycetes; Onygenales; Arthrodermataceae. The record is from RefSeq and is a predicted model, not a curated record. Gene Ontology annotation, biological process: transport along microtubule. Bases 1 to 2106 code for a protein of 701 amino acids. Gene Ontology annotation, molecular function: dynein light chain binding; dynein heavy chain binding.
AUGGCGGACCGGAACAUGCAGCUGAGGAAGGAGGAGAUACUCGCGAAGAAGGCCAAGCUCGCGGAGUUGAAGCGGCAGCGAGAGCUACGACAGAGGGAGUUCUCACAGAACCGCAUGAGCGUUGGAGAGAGCUCUGAGGUAGUGUCUCCCGUUCCGAGUCGAUCUGACAACAGAGCCGAACUAGACAGUCUCAUAUCCAGACUGGUAGAUAGACCGUCGUCUGCAGCUUUGAAAGAUGGGGGCGAGCAGUCUCCAAGAGGCCGGGGGAGCAGGCCGAAUUCAGUUCUCAGCACUGGGCAGUUAAGCGGAGAUAUGGAACCGUUUACACCUCCAGUCAGACCUCUGUCCCUAUCUAUAGCGACCCAAACGAUUGACGAGACACCUUACAAUGCUGUGCCAGAACCCGCCCCAGCAGCUCCUCCCAAGGUAGAAAUCCUUACCUACAGCAAAGGUGUCCAAACCGACUCGAUUCCAGAGCCAGAAACACCCGUGGAUGAUGAUGAUAUAUCAGAACUGGAAGACGGUGGCUCGCCUACAACCCCGUCUCGGUCGUCUAAGCGCUUCAGCCGGAGAGCCAGAGAGAAAGAUGAAGAGAUACGCGAUAACUUACGAAAGGAGAUUGAAGAAGAGCUCAAACUGGCGAAGGACUGGGCCAAUGGCGGACCACCGUCUACGUCUACGCAGUUGCGAUACCCCCUACGAACAUUGACUGCAGACGAGCUAAACGCAGUGACUUCAGCAAGCGAGUUUUUGGAUUUCGUCGAAAGAUCCAGCAAGGUUAUUGAGCGAGCGUUGGACGAAGAGUAUGAUGUUCUUGCUGAUUAUGCGUUGGGCGGCGUUGGGGCGGAGGACGAGGAUGAUGAAGAGUACGGUACGGGCAAGAAGAAGAGAGACCUGAAAGAAAUCACACAGUUUUUCGACGAACGAUGGAGCAAGAAGCGAAUGAUCAGUGAUAUAAGUUUCUCUCCAAAGUUUCCCGAGCUUGUUUUGGCAUCCUAUACCAAAAAUCCAACAGCUCCUCACGAACCAGAUGGCCUGGUACAAGUGUGGAACCAGCACUUGCACACACGGCCUGAAUACGUAUUCCAUUCGACUUCAGACAUCCUGACAGCCAAGUUCUCUCCGUUUCACCCAAACCUGAUAGUGGGCGGGUCAUACUCUGGACAGGUUCUACUAUGGGAUACGCGAUCAUCCCGAGCGGGCGGCGGCGCUCCCGUACAAAAGACACCGCUGUCAGGCUCCGGCCACACCCAUCCGGUGUACAGCAUCGCGAUCGUGGGAACACAGAAUGCACAUAACAUCCUGACAGCUUCAACGGACGGUGUUGUCUGCGGAUGGACGGUCGACAUGCUCUCACAGCCGCAAGAAUACCUGGAGCUGACCACUCCUCCUCCAUCCAAGACCGAAGACCUUGCCCCCACGACACUGUCCUUCCCUCAGUCAGACCCAACCUUCUUUCUCGUCGGCACUGAAGAAGGGACAAUAUAUCCAUGCCAUCGAUAUGACCGAGCAGGCGCCAAGUCCGGUACCGACCACCGUCUCUCGUACCGCGGCCACGCAGCCCCGAUCAUGUCGACGGCGUUCCACCCUGCGCGAGGCCCCGUGGACCUGAGCGACCUGAUGCUCAGCUCGAGUCUAGACUGGAGCGUGAAGCUGUGGCGCAUCCGUGCUCCAGCCUCGACCUCAACUUCAGGAACCGCGUCCACCGCGCAACUACAGACCGUCUCGCCCAUCCUAGACAUCACCCGCGAGGAUGUAGUGUAUGACGCUAAAUGGUCCCCCCACCGACCCGGCAUCUUCUCCCUCGUUGACGGCGCCGGCAGACUCGAGAUAUGGGACUUGCAGCAGGAGGUAGAGGUGCCCGUUGCCAGCGCCACGCCAACCGCUGGCCGCGGCGGUGUCCUGACCAAGGGGCUGAACAAGGUCGCCUGGGAGGAACGAGAGGGCCGAAGACUUGCUACCGGUGGCCUAGAUGGAGUGGUGACUGUCUUUGAUGUUGGGAAGGGAUUGAGUGGCAGCGCCGAAGACGUCUCUGCCGACGAGUGGGCAGGCAUGAAGCGCCUUACGAGCAAGCUCGAGCAGGCCAGCCGUGAGCGGAACCUGUAG